GACGACAACGAGAACGCCAUCUCCCCGAACCAGAGCUUGACGACAGCAGAGAUUCGAGGACAGUCACAAUGGCCAAUACCAGACUUCAAUACCGACGGCGAAACCCGUACAACACACGGUCAAACAAAGUUCGCAUCAUUAAGACCCCGGGCGGCAACCUUCGAUACCUCCACAUCAAGAAGAAGGGAACGGCGCCAAAAUGCGGUGACUGUGGUAUCAAACUCCCAGGCAUUCCCGCCCUCCGACCCCGUGAAUAUUCCCAGAUCUCCCGCCCCAAGAAGUCCGUGUCCCGUGCUUAUGGCGGUUCCCGCUGCGGUGGUUGUGUCAAAGACCGGAUCGUCCGAGCCUUCCUUAUCGAGGAACAGAAGAUCGUCAAGAAGGUGCUGAAAGAAUCACAAGAGAAGGCUGCUGCUUCAUCGAAGAAGCGUUAAUCUGUUGGAAGUGGGAUGUUGCUGUGGAUAUUGUUCGAUUGUUCUGGCGUUUCGAGGGACGAAGAUGAGGGAAAACCACGACACACGGAAGGGUCAAUCAUGGCAGUGAUAUUUUCUUGUUGCUUUUGUGCCAGCGAUAUGACCAUACUCCAGUCAAUGAUGGUUUUGACUUUGCUUGUUUCUGGAAUACCCCCAGGUUUCCUACGAGAUAGAAGCGCAGGCAAAUUUUCAAUCCAUCACAUUUACACUCAAAAAUGAAUUUAACGUCAUUUCUUAAUAUGUUUCAACUUCUAUUUUCGAUGGCACUAGACAUUUCCCUUGGCUAUAUCCCUCUCCAACAAUAUUCAUAUUCUUGGCUCACUUUUUCCUGGCAGCCUGUUUGGCUCUAUUUGCCUUACAUGCCCAGCAUAUAUCCUCCAUGACUAGUCAAUGGAUUUGGAUUACCUAACAACCGCC
Histoplasma capsulatum G186AR is the source of this 887-nucleotide messenger RNA. Its product is annotated as 60S ribosomal protein L34B. The record is from RefSeq and is a predicted model, not a curated record. Gene Ontology annotation, cellular component: ribosome. Gene Ontology annotation, molecular function: structural constituent of ribosome. Bases 69 to 431 code for a protein of 120 amino acids. Gene Ontology annotation, biological process: translation. Lineage: Eukaryota; Fungi; Ascomycota; Eurotiomycetes; Onygenales; Ajellomycetaceae. The transcript has 4 exons.